AGGAAGAAAGGAAGGGAGAGACUCACAAGAUGAAAUCCUGUCAAAAAAUUGAAGGAAAACCAGAAAAUGAAAGUGAACCAAAGCUUGAGGAAGAGCCAAAGCCUGAGGAAAAGCCAGAGGUGGAAGAAGAGCCAGAGGAGGAGGAAAAAACGGAAGGAACUUUUAGAGAAAGACUGAUUCAGUCUCUGCAGGAAUUUAAAGAAGAUAUACACAACAGGCAUUUAAGCAAGGAAGAUAUGUUUAGAGAAGUGAGUGAAAUAAAGGAGAUAAGGAGAGUAAGAAACAAACUUAUAGUGAUGCGUUGGAAGGUUAACUGAAACCAUCCUUAUCCCUAUUUAAUGUA
Molecule: messenger RNA, 343 nt
Organism: Lynx canadensis (Canada lynx)
Lineage: Eukaryota; Metazoa; Chordata; Mammalia; Carnivora; Felidae
Gene: TCEAL9
Product: transcription elongation factor A like 9
Exons: 1
Coding region: 30-317 (95 amino acids)
Source: RefSeq, a predicted model, not a curated record